This is a messenger RNA of Drosophila innubila, 1453 nucleotides long. Its product is annotated as zinc finger protein 28 homolog. The record is from RefSeq and is a predicted model, not a curated record. Gene Ontology annotation, molecular function: DNA-binding transcription factor activity, RNA polymerase II-specific; zinc ion binding; RNA polymerase II cis-regulatory region sequence-specific DNA binding. Bases 182 to 1348 code for a protein of 388 amino acids. The transcript has 2 exons. Lineage: Eukaryota; Metazoa; Arthropoda; Insecta; Diptera; Drosophilidae. Gene Ontology annotation, biological process: regulation of DNA-templated transcription. Gene Ontology annotation, cellular component: nucleus.
UGUAUUUAUUUUAAAAUUUGCAUUGUUAUUAAUUAACUUUGUCUUUGUGCAGUGGAUAAACAAUUUUAGCUCGUGCUCUUGGUUCAAAAGCCAAUACAGCAGCCUUCUAAAAGAAUCCACAGUCCGUUGAAGGGGAAUAACACUAGACUUGGGCUUCAGCGCAUUUGUUUUGGAGUCACUAAUGGAAGACAUGAAUGUGUGCCGAGUCUGUAUGACCAGAGAAAGUGAAUAUUCUGUUAAAUUGGUGAAUAUAUUCGACUGGAAGCCUGGGCUUGUCGUCGUAGAAGAUGAUAUGGACAUAGGCAACACUAGGCUUGAUGACAUGCUUAACGAGUGCUCCAACUGUGAAGUCAGACUUGAGGAUUCGCUGCCAAAUAAGAUUUGUUUACGCUGUGUUAUAGCAGCACAACACGCGUUUAAAUUCAAACGAAUGUGCGAGCACAGUCACCGCUUCUUUUGCCAGCUGCUCAAUAAGCACCAAAGAAGUCAGACGGAUGUGGCCACUAAUGAAAUGAAACUUACUAAAAACUCAGACGAAGGUCUAGCGAACAGAGCUAUAAGGGAUCACCCAGACAACGUAGAUGUCCCUUGCGACACAAAUGUAUAUCAGGAUGAGCUGGCUCAUACGAACUUUCGAUCAGAGAGCAGAGUAGAAUUUGGCGACGUAGAUUUAGGACCAGUAAAAAUAGAGCACGUGAUGGGCACUGAGGCGAUAGAGAAUGUGGAGGCCCAGCAAAAGGAGCUAGAUUACUUUACGGACGAGAAUGUAGCCAUAGGUUCUCCAAUUACGGUUGAUCGUCCAUACAAAUGCCCGCAUUGUCCGAAGUCCUUCGCCCAAAACCAGCAUCUGAAGCGACACAUCUCUGGACACAUGGGACAGCGUCCGCACAAAUGCCCCCACUGUCCAAAAGACUUCGCCCAGAGUCAUCAUCUCAAGCGACACGUUUGUACGCACACAGGGCAACCCUUUAAGUGUCCCCACUGCACAAAGGCGUUUCCGUUAAAUCAUCUGCUGGCGGAGCAUAUACGCGUUCACACUGGCGAACGUCCAUUUCAGUGUCCUCAUUGUCCAAAAGCAUUUACCCAAAAUCCCUACCUCACGGCGCAUAUUCGGAGGCAUCGCGGCGAGCGACCAUUUCAGUGUCCCUAUUGCCCAAAAGCGUUUGGAUUAAAUCACAUUCUUCAGACGCACAUCCGCGGACACAAAGGCGAUCGUCCACACAAAUGUAUUCACUGCUCGAAAGCCUUUACCCAGAAAUGCAAUCUCAAAAUGCACCAACGACGAUGUCCAGCGUUUGCUCGUCAAAAGACCGAGAAUUUAAUUAAGAAUCCUAGUGAAAACACAUAAAUAAUUCUGUUCACUUUCGCCAUUAUGUAUUAUAGUUGUUAUUGUAACCAUAUUUUAAAGUAGGAAUAAGCCCAUAUUUCAUAUCUUAUACAGUUGACAAGCUAA